UGACCUUGCGCUGCUUGCAAGCUUUACACCCAAUCCUCGUUUUGGGACGGCGCCGCCCCAGGCGCGAGGCUUCAUUUCGUACAGGCUGCCCCUCUUCCAUUCAUUCGCACUCCCGGACAAUCAUCACGUAGAUAUCCUGAGGAGAAAAUGCGAGAGGUGGAUAUUUGCAAGAAACCCGAGUGUGUGCGGGCUGGAGAAUUGUCGGGAAAUCCUCCGGGAUUAGGUCAGCAUCUAUGUAUGACCUGGACGAUGCCUCCUGAACCCGAGGUAUGCAAGGAACUCUCGUUCCACCCGAUCUGCAAGACCCACCUAUCGUGAUUCAACCAUCCACAAGCUUAGGAUCCCGACACAUUCCAUGACUCAAUCGCGUCUGGAGGCGGGGGAAUCGUUAACUCUUCCGUCGCUAGCGAUUAUGACUGCCUGGAUCAGCCACGAGGUCGCCACGAGGUCGGCAGGCGGCCGGUCAUGUGACCAAACAGGGCAUUAUUGCUGACAUGUUCGUAUUCUCGAUGUAAUCAGCCAAACAGAUGCGAAUCAAGGCUGUACUACGUAGAU
Xylona heveae TC161 is the source of this 555-nucleotide messenger RNA. RefSeq lists its product as hypothetical. The coding region runs from base 148 to 318 and encodes 56 amino acids. Lineage: Eukaryota; Fungi; Ascomycota; Xylonomycetes; Xylonales; Xylonaceae. The transcript has a single exon. The record is from RefSeq and is a predicted model, not a curated record.